Molecule: messenger RNA, 1594 nt
Organism: Pelobates fuscus (common spadefoot toad)
Lineage: Eukaryota; Metazoa; Chordata; Amphibia; Anura; Pelobatidae
Product: E3 ubiquitin-protein ligase TRIM39-like
Exons: 3
Coding region: 98-1267 (389 amino acids)
Biological process (GO): protein ubiquitination
Cellular component (GO): cytoplasm
Molecular function (GO): ubiquitin protein ligase activity; protein binding
Source: RefSeq, a predicted model, not a curated record
GAAACUUGUGAAUUGUUGAGUGACAGCUCUGUGAAACUAGAAAUUUUCUGUCAAUUCUCGAGUUUCUCUGGGUUGUGCAACAUAUUAAGAAUCUGCCAUGGACUGUCAGGACCCGUUUCCAGAUUCAGUGGUGGGAAAUAAUGACCCAAUGUCAGAGGUAGGUCAAGAGGACAACCCUAUGGCUUUGCCAUCAAGUACCCAAGACAUAAUCCCCAACCAGAAUGAGAAGAAAGGUCCAGUACAAGUCUGUAUCCGGGAAUGUAUUGAUGACAAAGAUGACAAGUCAAAUGCAAUACAUCAGCUUCUGCAAUUAAAGAAGUCAAUGGUUGAACUCUUAGAUGCAUAUCACGAAAAAAUUAGUACAAUGCAAAUUGCGGCUUUCCAAAAUAGAGAGAGACUUGCUCAAUCAUUUCAAGACCUAAAUCAAUACUUGUUAAGGGAAGAGGAAACUGAACAGGCCACGGGAAAGGACAAAGAAAUUAAAGUUGUACAAAAUUUGGAUGAGAGAGUUUUGGAUUUGGUACGUAUGGCAACCUCCGUAGAAGAUAUGCUGCGGAAACUGGAACAAAAGAAGCCAAGAAGAAGAUGGAUGACUUCUGCAAUAGAGCAAAUAAAAAUUGCCAAAGAUCAGUUAAGGGAAUUUAGUAGAUCUGCAGAGAAUCUGGAGGGACGGAUGUCUGCUCUUCAGCUCCGGGAGUGGAGAGGCCUGAGACAUUUUGUUAAACCAAUCCCAGAAACUUUGUACUUUGAUCCACAGAGUGCCCAUCCUAAUCUGGUCCUGUCCCCAGAUCUCAAACAGGUGAAGGUUGGGUUCUUUCCUCGUGAAAUAAAAUAUGAGAAACACUGUUUUAUGCCAGGCAUGUACAUACUAGGAAUGCCUGGAUUCCACUCUGGUAAACACUACUGGGAAGUUGACGUUGGACAGAAGACUAACUGGAUCAUUGGUGUUGCGAAGGAGUCAGUGAAACGCAAAGAAAACCAAGAUCUGAGUCCAACAAAUGGAUACUGGGUUCUACGUAAAGCGCAAGACCACGUGUUCUAUUGCCUUGAAGCUUCCCAUCUAUGUCUGAAAAUGAAGGCCUGUCCCAUGAGGAUAGGCAUCUAUCUGGACUUUUCAAGUAGUCACCUAAGUUUUUAUAAUGUAGAUCUUGCAUGUCAGAUUUUUGGGCUCUCUGAUCUCCCCAUUGAGGAGGCACUUUUUCCCUUUUUCUGUCCAGGGAUUCCUUUGCUGAUGGAAGAUUUUCCUCCACUAUCUCUCAUUAAUUAAAGGGUUACUCCAACCACCAUGACUACUUAAUUGAUUUAAAUAAUAACAUAAUAAUAAUAAUAAUAAUGUAUGUGCAGGGUUUAAGCUUGAGAUAUUUUCACUUGUGUGCUGGAGGCUAGUUGCACCCCCAAAACACGUUGCAUUGGCAGCCCAGAACUCUCCUCUCCCUCUUUAACUGUGGGUGUUGGGUGUCCCCUACCACCUCGCUCCGUCACACAUUUGUCAAUUAAAAAAACUAAAUGCUCCCUGUCAGUGUGCUUGUCAUGUAUACAGAAUACUCUGUGUGAUGUGGAUACUAGUCUAUAGUGGACUUGUGUGAUGCAUUUA